Molecule: messenger RNA, 1866 nt
Organism: Laccaria bicolor S238N-H82
Lineage: Eukaryota; Fungi; Basidiomycota; Agaricomycetes; Agaricales; Hydnangiaceae
Exons: 6
Coding region: 1-1866 (621 amino acids)
Source: RefSeq, a predicted model, not a curated record
AUGGCCACAGCAUUGAACGAGGACGUCUACGCCCACCUCCUGACGUUCAUAUCUUCCCCAGCCGACCUCCUCGCAGUGGCGCUUACCAACAGUGAUCUAUUUCGCCUUGGCAUGCCAGAACUGCGCUAUCGCUCUAUCAGGACGCACUUGAGAAACAACGCGCUUUGGAGGUACCUGGCGGAGAACCCAACAUUGGCGUCGAGGGUGCGGGAGCUCGUGAUCCUAAACGAGGAUGGUCUGUUGGAUAAGAAAGAAAUGGAACGGGUUUUUAUCCCUGACUUACGGAGCGCGGUGCCUUCAGGAGGGAUAAUCGAGGACGUGGAGCAAUCUGAAAAAUUAUUGAUCCAGGCUCUACGCGUGCUCGUCAACCUUCAGAGCUUUGGUUGGCAUCGCAGGGCGCCUUUGAUCAAUGAGGGACAAGAGGUGCUGCCGUCGAAUGGAUUGCAGUCAUCUACUAGUGGCGAUGCCCCGCCUGAAGUUUACUCAGAAGAUGUUUGGACUGCGUUGAGGGACCACACUCAAGUGAAGAAACUGAUAGUCAUCAAUAUCGGGCAACGCCAGAUGAUUCCUGCAAGGACCUUGUCUGUCUUUGAUAGUUCUAUGUAUACCCUUCGAAACCUCACACAUGUAGAGUUGAAGCUGUGCUAUACACCAGUGAACGAGGCGGAAGUUGUCACCGAAGACGAUGAUUCGGACAAUUAUCCUCCUAGAAUCAAUACUGAUCGAUUGCAAGCAUUCCUGCACUCAUGUUCAGAUCUUGAGUUCCUAUCGUUGGAGAUAUUCGAUCGCUUAUACUACGUAGGCUAUGGACGGCGCCUGUUCACCGAUAUCUCCCCCAUUCUCGUAGGGAUCACAUGGCCCCGACUAACCUGCCUCCAACUUGGCGACGUCGUUGUUGAUAAACCAAUCAUUACGCGGUUUUUGAAUAGGCACCCCACACUCCGAACUAUUGCGGCGGUGCUCUCACUUUCUGUCUACGAGCGCAGACAGAACUUUGAACUGGAUAUGACAGGUUUGAAAAAGGAUGCCCUACCGAAUCUUACACAUCUCGCUGUCCACCCCGAUAUGGCCCGUCCUAUUCUGUGUGGUGUUCCGGACCACUCGACGAUUAGAGAGCUCGCGACUGUCGAGCCGCGUGAUUGGGAUGCUGAUUUUGACACGUGCCAGGGUGAACUUUCGCUGGCGAACGGAGAUGAGAACAUCAGACUGGAAAGCGCUCCCAGUCUCAGAGAGAUGAAAAAUCUAAAAUCGUUAUCCGUUUGGAACAUCACAAAAGUGGAUCAGCUCAAGGCACUAGCAAAGCUAACCCCAAACUUGGAAUCUCUAUCGAUACCUCAAGAUCUGAUCACAUCCAUUUAUGAAAACCCAACCCCCCAUACCUCCUGGCUACCCUUCCUUGCCAAUUGGCCACGCCUCACGACGAUCAAGGGGAUAUGUCUAUGGCCACAAGAUGGAGCAAAGCACCUGGAAAUAGAGCCAGAACUUUCUAAAGAGAUAUUGAAGGCAUGCCCAAACAUGAAGGAGAUCCCGUGGAUAUAUGGUGCGGUUGUGAAGUUUACGGAGGGUGGGAAGCAGCACCCAAAAUUUGUGUGUAUACUAUGGCCCAAAAACGGCCGCCAUGCCAGACUCCACUUGAAAUUUCAAUACAUCAGUAACGACGCUGAGGACUUUGGCAACUACAACGUCAUCCUCCCAGAGUUCGUCUUCGGCGUGUGCCACAUCCAACCACUCCGACAUGUUCCAUCACAUAUCGAACGACCCUACUAUGCUUUGGUGCCGCCAACUGGAGGACCCAAGGGUAACGGAAAGACCGAACUUGGAGGUGAAGAGGAGGCAAAGCUGCGAGACGCGGCGAGUUUGGCUUGA